CUUAGUAGCAGCUCCCUUCCUGAACAUGGCUGCCCUCGGGAGGCUCGUCUCCGUCUUCAGGAACGCAGUGAGGAGUCCUCGGUCUCUGAGAGCUGUAGCACGGCACCGUGCUGUCGGACCCGCUAUAGUGGGCUCAGCUCUCGGUACCGGGCUUAUCUGUUAUUACCAAUAUCUUCCUAACAGGACUCUGCUCUUUGCUGUCCAUGCCGAGGCACCGAAAGAAGUAGCAGCUCCAACUCUGUCAGCCAGGAAGGUUCGGUUCGUCCAGUUCGCCUCGGGGAUGUACGAGCAGGAGCCCUACAUGACCCCUAGAGACUUCCUGUUCUCUGUGAUGCUGGAGAAUGUGGACCGAAAGCUGCAGAAGAGAAGUUUAACCACACAGGAGGUUAACCACAUGUUGGCCACUGCCUCUAAAGCUCUGGCCGGUAAUGAACUGUUCAGAACAAUAGGAGACGAUGGUUUGAUAUCCUACACAGAGUAUCUGUUCCUGCUGACCAUCCUGACCAAGCCACACAUAGGAUUUCAUAUUGCUUUCAAAAUGCUUGAUGUUGACGGCAAUGAGCAGGUGGACAAAAAGGAAUUUCUCAAGCUGAAGAAAAUCAUUGGGACCAGUAAAAAGAGAGCUCCUCAAGGCACAGAGAAAGCAGUGGAAGAAGGGGAAGGUGUGAACACGACUCUGCAGGCCUACUUCUUUGGCAAGGGAGGAGAAAACAAGCUGCAGUAUCAGGACUUCCACAGGUUCAUGGUAGACCUGCAGGCUGAAGUCCAGGAGAUGGAGUUCCUGCAGUUCUCCAAAGGUAUGGACACCAUGAGGAGAGAAGACUUCGCUGAGUGGCUGCUACACUACACCAACGAAGAAGACAACGAGGCGUACUGGGAGAACAUGAGGAAGAGGAUCCCUGCUGGCCAGAGUAUCACCUUCGAGGAGUUCAAAGCCUUCUGUCUGUUCACCAACAAUCUGGAGGAUUUUUCCUUUUCUAUGAAACUGGUCACUGGAACCAACCGCCCUGUUGGAAUGGCCCAGUUCAAACGAGCAGUGAGGAUCGCCACAGGCCACGACCUGUCUGACAAUGUUCUGGAUACUGUCUUCAAGCUCUUUGAUAUGGAUGGAGAUAAGUGCCUGAGCCACAAGGAGUUCAUGGGAGUGAUGACUGACAGAAUACGGCGCGGCCUGAAGGUGCAGCACCAGAGUGGCUUCUCCGGCUACUGGAAAUGCGUGAAGCGAGAGACCCUGAAGGGAGCUAAGGAGGCCCUGGGGGACACCGGGUGCCCCAUCUGAACCACUCUGACCACCGGCCGCCUUGGUGUUGUAUAAUCAAAACAAGGGGUGUGAACAAUAUUUUUUCAGUUACCACAUUUCAGGAACCAAGGCAUUACACCACUAUCUUUUGUAAAAAUAAUGUUUACAGAUCUAUUGUGUGAUAUUAGCUGUGAGUGUUUACAAUAUUAUAUUUUACAGUUUGUUCUGCCCAUUAUGAUUAAUUAGGCAUUUUAUAUUUAGAAUAUCUAACCACUUUUAAAUAACUUUUGCACAUUACACACUUUCACUCACUGGUUAGGGGACAUUGAUGCAUUCUCGAGGGCUUAUACAAUAUCUGGUGUGGGGUUUUCAUGUUCUUUUGUGAAAUAUUUAUCAAAUAAAGGUUUAUGAAAUUACCAAA
Molecule: messenger RNA, 1661 nt
Organism: Trematomus bernacchii (emerald rockcod)
Lineage: Eukaryota; Metazoa; Chordata; Actinopteri; Perciformes; Nototheniidae
Gene: micu2
Product: mitochondrial calcium uptake 2
Exons: 12
Coding region: 26-1279 (417 amino acids)
Biological process (GO): mitochondrial calcium ion homeostasis; calcium import into the mitochondrion
Cellular component (GO): uniplex complex
Molecular function (GO): calcium ion binding
Source: RefSeq, a predicted model, not a curated record